This is a messenger RNA of Fraxinus pennsylvanica, 798 nucleotides long. NCBI's taxonomy places the organism in Eukaryota, Viridiplantae, Streptophyta, Magnoliopsida, Lamiales, Oleaceae. The record is from the annotation of a GenBank genome assembly.
AUGAUUUCGGGGAAUUUCAAUCUCCAUCACACUAAUUUAUCUCUUGAUCCUUUGUUAUCUGCAAAAACUUCGUGUAUGGAGACAACUGCGAAGGAUGAUUCGGAAAGCUCGCCUACUUUAGCGAAUGCUGUCGUGGAGCAGAACCACGACAAUUUAGUCUCUGACUUAUCGAAUCAUGGUGGCCUGGAAUCUAAACACGAUUUUGCAGAAGAAGAAAUAAGAGGUACAUUGGAAAUAAGUGCAUCCACUGGGAAGUUUUGGCAAGACUGGGAAAAAUUAAGGAGUAUGUUAUCCUUCUAUCUUAAGCAGGUCCUGUCUGAAUAUCCAGAGUCGAAAAUGACCACCGAGCAGCAGAUUUCUUUAUUAGGAGAGACCUUCUUGCUCAACCACUUUUCCAACCUACUACCUGUUCUUAGCUUCGAUGAAGGUCCUCCAUUUACAUUGCAAAGGCUUUGUGAGAUUCUAUUGUCUACAAGAAACAUUUACCCCAAGCUUUCAAAGCUCGCUUUGGCUCUAGAAAAGAAUCUGCUGGUUACAUCUACAUUGACUGUCUCAAAUGAUUCAUAUCCUCCAGCAACCAUACAAAAAUCUAACGGAGCUUAUGAAAAGCCCAAGAAUCCCCACCAUCAGGCCAUUUCAGUAGAAAAUGGGGUUGAGCCUGCUGUAGGGGAUGGGGAUGAAAUAAUGGCUGAGGCAGAGGAAACUGAGGUUGAUGAAGGUAUGACAAUAGACAUGGAAACUAUUGAAGAAAUAGCCAGAUCAUCAGAAGCAAAUUCAACACCGACUGUUGAGUCAUAG